Molecule: messenger RNA, 1823 nt
Organism: Spizellomyces punctatus DAOM BR117
Lineage: Eukaryota; Fungi; Chytridiomycota; Chytridiomycetes; Spizellomycetales; Spizellomycetaceae
Exons: 2
Coding region: 169-1671 (500 amino acids)
Cellular component (GO): cytoplasm
Molecular function (GO): beta-1,4-mannosyltransferase activity
Source: RefSeq, a predicted model, not a curated record
CAUCAUCAUCACAGGGUAUGCGGUUCCUCCUCCACAAGCACAACAGGCCUACAGGCCUCUCUCGCCUCAACAGAUUGCCGCUGCCCAACAUUAUCCCCAGUAUGGCCAUCCCCAGCAAAUUCAACCCGCGCAUACCGCCCCCGCAGCCGGCAUACCAAACACAGUGGGAUGAUUCCCGCAUCUGAAUCCGAUGGAACUGUCGUUGAAGACACCCCUGAAGCGCGAGCGGGUCCCGCUUUCCGUGGUGCGCGUCAAGAGACGGAUCCAAAGGCCAUUGGUGGAUCAAGGAGUAACCCAAAUGUGCCAGGCAUGUCGUAUGCCCUCCUCGAAGAAACGGGAGAGCGCACAAACAAGGGAAACACCAAAUUCAUCAUGGCCAUUUUGGCUGAAGCUUGGCUCUUUCACUUGAUUUUUAUUCUGGGUGGGACCUUUUUGCUGACCUUUUACGCGUGGGACUUUUCGUACACGGACACGAAAUUAUGGAACACGUCUUGCUACUGGAAGCUGGGCUGGCUGUUUCCUUUCCCUUACACACUGAUUUGCUUUUUCGGCUUGGUCUUGCCCUUUCGCACACCAAAGUUUCUCUACGACACGGAUAUGCCCAAGCGUCGCGUAGACAAUUUAUACAUUCUCACAGUCACAAAAGGUGACAACCGAGAAGCUGUCUACCGUGCCUGGAACGCCCACAAGCAUUUGGAGCGCUUGCACCCUUGUGUUCGUGUCCACGUGUUGACCGACGAGCCCUACUUUUUCGAAAACCUGAAUUGUUACACGUGCCCAAAGAGCUUCCGUACCGCCAACAGCAAGUACAAGGCCCGUGCCCUCGAAUGGUACCGUCAAACUAUGCGCUUUACAGAGCACGACUGGGUUCUCCACUUGGACGAAGAGUCUGUUAUUGACGACGAGUCGGUCAAGCGCGUGCUUGAAUUCAUUUGGUACGAACGCGAGUGCACGUGGGGUCAAGGCGUCAUCAUGUACAACCAGUACCGCUACUGGUCCAACUGGAUCUUUACUGUUGCCGAUGCCAUCCGUGUCGGAGACGACUUGAGUCGUUUCCACCUCCAGUACACGUACUUUAGGCGUCCUAUUUUCGGUGCUCACGGUUCCUUCUUGUUGACAAAUGGUCUCGUUGAAAACUCUGUUACAUGGGAUUUGGGCUCCUUGACCGAAGAUUUCCAAUUUGCCGUCCAUGCAUGGGAAAUGGGUUACAAGUGCGGAAAAGUUCCCGGCAUCAUUCGUGAACAGUCUCCCAUGGACUUGAUUGGAUUCUUGAAGCAGCGUCGUAGGUGGUAUGUCGGUAUUCGCCGUCUCCCUGCCUUUUUGCCCAAACUCUGGAGUUUCUUUUGGACCCUCGGUAUCUUUUGUCUAUUUUGCACGAUUGCCUCGAUCCCGCUCGGUAUUUGGCUCGCCAAAUCGAUUGACGGUGAAAGCGGCAACGACACACCACGGUGGUUUGGCCUCCUCAAGGACUUUUCCUUUGUCGUAUUUGUUUACCUGUACCUGAUUGGCAUUAUUACUCAAGACUUGGACAAAAAGGUCAAUCCCAUUAUGGCCUUGAUCCAUAUCCCCGCAACCCUGAUUCUCCAAUAUGUAGCGGGUAUUUUGGAAGCACUGAGUGUGGCAUAUGGUAUCAUUUUCCCGCCCGCUGACUUUGAUGUCAUUAAAAAAUAGUUGUGUGUGUGUGUGUGAUUUAUAUUAAGUGUGGACUAGGAUGGGAUCUUUUAUUAUCUAGUAGUUUGGGAAUUGUAGGUAGAGGGACAAAAAAAAUGUAUUUGAUAAAUAGGGGACGUCUUGAAACAUAGGACAUUAUUAAUGCCUGAUAA